AUGGCUUCCUCAAGUUCAGCAAUCACAUCUUUGAAUGUUGUACCACAAGACUUAUCCAAACUGGAUCGUUUUGAUGGUAACAACUACAAUAGAUGGAAGGAGAAGAUGGAAUUUAUUUUGACCACAUUGAAGGUUAAAUAUGUUCUAGAGAACCCAUGUCCUAUAGUUCCUACAGAAAACCCCACAGAAGAGCAACUUGCAGUUAAAAGGAAAUGGGAUGAGGAUAAUUUCUUCUACCGUGGUAAUAUCCUCAAUUCCCUCACUGAUUCCUUGUUUGAUAUGUAUGCACCAAUGAAGUCUGCCAAGGAGAUAUGGGAGGUGUUGGAGACUAAGUACAAAACAGAGGAUUCUGGCAACAAAAGCUACCUUGUAAGUAGUUAUUUUGAUUUCAAAAUGUUUGACAAUAUGCCUAUACUAAACCAAGUUCAUGACUUACAACUUAUUGUUCAACAAAUGAAAUCUGAGGGCAUCCCUGUUGAUGAAAAACUCCAAGUGGGUGCAAUUAUUGCCAAGUUACCACCAAGUUGGAAAGACUACUGCUAG
Molecule: messenger RNA, 543 nt
Organism: Phoenix dactylifera (date palm)
Lineage: Eukaryota; Viridiplantae; Streptophyta; Magnoliopsida; Arecales; Arecaceae
Source: RefSeq, a predicted model, not a curated record